AGCCAAAUCUGUCAGUUCAAACGUCGCAAACAAAUCUUUGCCGGCACAAUUCGGAAGCCGUUGAUCCGAUGACGCGAAAAAACUAAACAAUGAUCGACGAAGAUGAUUUUAUGUACGACGAUUCCGGCAACGAAACGAGCGUUUCGAUGACGAAUACCAGUACGAGGUGUUUUCCACCGAGGAAAUCGUACAGAACAUGGUGGACAGCAUCAAGGAAGUCAACACGGUCGUUCAAAUACCGUCAACGGUAACCAGAAUUCUCUUGAACCAUUUCAACUGGGAUAAGGAAAAGUUGAUGGAGAGGUUCUUCGACGGCAACCAGGACGAGUUGUUUAGGAACGCAAAGGUCGUGAACCCAUUCAAAAAGGUGCGCACCGUUAAGCCAAAGUUUGCCAGCAGAGCGGCGGGAAAUGAAGAAUGCGAAAUUUGUUUCACGAUUUGCCCGUCGGCCCAAAUGACGGGACUCGAAUGCGGCCACCGGUUCUGUCUGCAGUGCUGGAACGAAUAUCUGACUACGAAAAUCAUAGAGGAAGGCGUGGGACAGACGAUUGCGUGUCCCGCGCACGACUGCCCCAUCCUUGUUGACGAUCAGACGGCGACCGCGCUAGUCCGGGACCCCCGCGUCAAACUCAAGUACCAACACCUGAUCACCAACAGUUACGUCAAGUGCAACAGGCUGUUGAGGUGGUGCCCCAGUCCAGACUGCAGUUACGCCAUAAAAGUAACCUAUAUCGACUCGAAACCAGUGACGUGCCGGUGCGGGCAUCAGUUUUGCUUCAGCUGCGGCGAGAACUGGCACGAUCCAGUUCGAUGCGCGUUGCUGCGCAGAUGGCAAAAAAAGUGUGACGACGACUCAGAAACGUCCAAUUGGAUCGCGGCCAACACGAAGGAGUGCCCUAGGUGUAACGCGACUAUCGAGAAGGACGGAGGCUGCAACCACAUGGUCUGCAAAAAUCAAAACUGCAAGGCAGACUUUUGCUGGGUGUGUUUGGGACCGUGGGAACCUCAUGGCAGCUCUUGGUACAACUGUAACCGUUAUGAUGAGGAUGAAGCGAAGGCUGCGAGAGACGCGCAGGAGCUGUCUAGGGCCGCACUGCAACGGUACCUCUUCUAUUACAACCGCUAUGUGAAUCACAUGCAGUCGCUCAAGUUCGAGCACAAGCUGUACGCAGCAGUCAAAGACAAGAUGGAGGAGAUGCAGCAGCACAACAUGAGCUGGAUCGAGGUGCAGUUCCUGCGAAAGGCGGUCGACAUCUUGUGUCGGUGCCGGCAGACGCUGAUGUAUACUUAUGUGUUCGCCUAUUACUUAAAAAAGACGAACCAGUCUGUGAUAUUUGAAGACAACCAGAAGGACUUGGAGGGCGCGACUGAACUGCUCAGCGAGUACCUCGAGCGCGACAUCACACAGGAAAAUUUGAUCGACAUCAAGCAGAAGGUGCAGGAUAAGUACCGGUACUGCGAUGGCAGGCAGAAGGUCCUGCUGAGGCACGUGCACGAAGGUUACGAGAAGGACUGGUGGCAGUACGGCGACUAGGACAUAUAUUUUUUUGGAAAUAGACGUCUUUAUUAAAGUGCGUGGUUUAUUGAACUGAUGCUCGCCCUAAAUUCUUUGUGAAUUGAACCCCCUAUGGCAAGCAAGGUGCCAACCUUCAACUUUAUUAGAAACAAGGCUCGCGCUCUGACCCCUCAGAUUAAAUUUUUUUGAAAUAAACUUCCUUAAAGUGUUUGUCGUUUAUUGAACCAAUGGUCGCCCUAAAUACUUUUUUGAAUUAUAAUUUUUUUGGACCGCUUAUGACAAGCAAUGUGCCAACCUUCAGCUUUAUUAAAAACAAGGCUUCACCAUGACACCUCAGAUUUAAUUUUCUUGAAAUAAACUUCCUUAAAGUGUUUGUG
Molecule: messenger RNA, 1893 nt
Organism: Cylas formicarius (sweet potato weevil)
Lineage: Eukaryota; Metazoa; Arthropoda; Insecta; Coleoptera; Brentidae
Product: E3 ubiquitin-protein ligase arih1-like
Exons: 3
Coding region: 197-1534 (445 amino acids)
Biological process (GO): protein polyubiquitination; positive regulation of proteasomal ubiquitin-dependent protein catabolic process; ubiquitin-dependent protein catabolic process
Cellular component (GO): ubiquitin ligase complex; nucleus; cytoplasm
Molecular function (GO): zinc ion binding; ubiquitin protein ligase activity; ubiquitin conjugating enzyme binding
Source: RefSeq, a predicted model, not a curated record